AUGGAGCAGAAUCUGAAAGCAACACACUGGAAUGUUACAACAAGGUGUCAGUAUCUGGGAACAAUAGGCUGGGCUUUUACACCAACAGAUAGGAGUAUUUCCGAGGGUCUUUUCUGGCUUUCUCUGAAUGGGCUAACAUUGGCAUCGCGGAUAAAAUAUGUAUUCUGGGUUAUUCAAGGUGGAUACUAUCCAAUCCUCGCUAUUGUUGGUGUUCCUGUUAACGUCGUAACGAUCUUUGUCCUAAUAAAUAAAGAUUGUGGAUUGUCCGCAUGCAUCAGUCGUUACCUGGCAGCCAUGGCAGUGGCGGAUCUACUGGUUGUUAUCCUCGAUGUGAUAUUGAGACACAUUCCGAUUGUUUAUCAGGAACAAUUUUAUUUCCGGAAGUCCAUCCCCAUAUGUAAUAUCCAUGCUGCUCUGCUUUAUACAGCUACUGACUGCUCUGUCUGGUUCACCGUCACUUUCACAUUUGAUCGAUUCGUGGCAAUUUGUUCCCAGAAGCUGAAAGUAAAAUAUUGCAGUGAGAAAACAGCGACUUUGGUUGUAGGAACAGUGACUGUGCUGAGCAGUGUAAAGAACGUUUUUUGGUAUUUUAUGCUCGCGGGUCGAUAUAUGCUGCGGAACAAUCCUUGGUUUUGUUCUGUAAAAAUAUACACUUUUAACUCUCCUGUCUGGGUCACAAUCGAGUUCCUCCAUCAUAUUCUGAACCCAGCUCUUCCAUUUCUCCUGAUUCUGCUGCUUAAUGUUUUUACCAUCAGAUAUAUUUUAGUGAGCAGCAGAGCCCGCAAAAGACUCCGGUCUCACACUAAUGGGAACAUUCAAUGUGAUGCUGAAAUGCAAAACUGAAAAAAAUCAAUCAUUCUACUUUUUGUGAUCUCGGCCAAUUUUAUCCUCUUAUGGUCAACGUUAAUGGUAUAUUCUAUAUGGAUCCGGAUGUGGUAUUUUGGGUACAGAUCUAUGUACCUAGAACCGUUUGUGGCAGAGUUGGGCUUCAUGCUGCAGCUCCUCAGUUGCUGCACAAAUACCUCGAUUUAUGCCGUUACCCAGACAAAGUUCAGACAACAGCUGAAGCAUGUGCUGAAAUAUCCCUUUCUGCAAAUUGAUAAAACAGUCAAAUUCAUUAUUUAGCCCAAUCAAGAUUUACUCAUUUCCGUUCGUUUUCACAGCAAUGAAGAAACCUGCUGCUAUGGUGACAGACCGAGGAUAAUGCUGGCUGGUGAAAUCUUAUCUCACAGGAGCCAAAGAGAAAAGCCACCAUUUUA
This is a messenger RNA of Stegostoma tigrinum, 1259 nucleotides long. RefSeq names its product neuropeptides capa receptor-like. The transcript is spliced from 2 exons. Gene Ontology annotation, cellular component: membrane. The coding region runs from base 1 to 843 and encodes 280 amino acids. Lineage: Eukaryota; Metazoa; Chordata; Chondrichthyes; Orectolobiformes; Stegostomatidae. The record is from RefSeq and is a predicted model, not a curated record. Gene Ontology annotation, biological process: G protein-coupled receptor signaling pathway. Gene Ontology annotation, molecular function: G protein-coupled receptor activity.